This is a messenger RNA of Hypoxylon trugodes, 1585 nucleotides long. Its product is annotated as GTP cyclohydrolase II. The record is from RefSeq and is a predicted model, not a curated record. Gene Ontology annotation, molecular function: GTP cyclohydrolase II activity. The transcript has 2 exons. Gene Ontology annotation, biological process: riboflavin biosynthetic process. Lineage: Eukaryota; Fungi; Ascomycota; Sordariomycetes; Xylariales; Hypoxylaceae. Bases 118 to 1323 code for a protein of 401 amino acids.
CCGCAUCUUCUAAGCUUCGUCUUCUUUACUUUUAACCUUUACUUUCUUUUUUUCAUUCUUAUUACAUCUAUGCCUUGCUUCGUGCUAAAUUAAGACCCAAUUGAUUCACACGAAGCCAUGCCGAGUCCUGAGACAUCUUCUGCAGAAGGCGCCCGAGGGGUGUCGAAUCAACAAAGGCGCGAGGAAACCACAGACCUUCCCUCUUUCUAUUCUCCACGAUCGCGGCCGAACCGGGAACCAGAGCCUGGGAUUGCGACUCACAUAGACCACGACGACGACGACGAAUUAUCCCUCUCCUCACUUAGUCUAUCGCCGAAACCCACAAUAACAUCCAAUACAACAGAAGAUGCGAGCCGACCGCCGCCACCAUCACUACUUUCACCCGCUUUCACGCCCCCCGCUACGCCCGGUAUCGCGACGCCUACACCUCCUGCCGAACAACAGCCUCGGGGUGUUCCUGUAGACUCUUCUGUCCCUUCCGGCGGCUGUGGUAGCAAACGACCGAAACUACUAGAGACAUUACCCGAAGUACAAUGUAUAGUGCGUGCUCGGAUUCCGACCGUCUCUGGAACUGAGAUGUUUUUACAUCUAUACACAAAUAAUGUCGACAAUAAGGAACACCUCGCUAUAGUAUUCGGUCCACAUAUUAGGAGCAAGUCGCUUGAUGCGCCGAGGGAAGGGGAGACGGAAAUGGAUCGCAUGGUUAGAGGUGCAUAUACCGGCCGUCUUUAUCCAGGAAGGACACGAAGUGGUAUGCUCAGUGGCUCGUCCUCUGCUGAGGAAGAGGAGGCAAUCCCUUCCCCGAAUGGCCCGCCGCUUGUUCGGAUACAUUCGGAAUGCUAUACCGGUGAAACUGCGUGGUCUGCGCGAUGUGACUGUGGCGAGCAAUUAGACGAGGCGGCAAGGCUCAUGUCUCUACCGAGCGCAGUCAAUGGGGGCAUUGUGAUCUACUUGCGGCAAGAGGGCCGUGGGAUUGGCCUUGGAGAGAAACUUAAGGCGUAUAAUCUACAAGACCUAGGAUCCGAUACUGUUGAGGCCAACUUAUUGCUUCGGCAUCCGGCGGAUGCGCGAAGUUACGGGCUUGCAACAGCAAUGCUACUUGACUUGGGACAAACAGAGGUUCGGUUGCUGACUAACAACCCGGACAAAAUCCGAGCUGUUGAAGGGCCGAAUAGAGAAGUUAGAGUAACGGAGCGGGUGGCAAUGGUACCUUUAAGUUGGAAGGGUAAAGGUGGUUUCCGAAGUAGAGAAGUUGAAGGAUAUCUGAAGACUAAGAUCGAGAAAAUGGGACAUAUGUUAGAUAUGGGUGGCAUACCUCGUUGAUACGCAAAGAGUGACUGACUACCGCAUAUCGUGUAUUACUCAGCGCACGGAUAAGACGGGUAUACUAGAAUUGUACUUCUCUGCGCAUAUGGGAGGAUGGUUGGGAUAUAGAAUUACAUGUAAAACAGAUACUUCUAUUUGGUUACUUCUUUCGCAUUUGUAUACUAUCUUGGACGAUAGGGCAGGUAUAUACUCAUAAGGUCUAUACAGAAACCAAGAUAUUUGUGCAUUAGAAAAUAAUCUUGAUUGAGGUUAUUCCGAA